Dentiscutata erythropus is the source of this 643-nucleotide messenger RNA. The record is from the annotation of a GenBank genome assembly. NCBI's taxonomy places the organism in Eukaryota, Fungi, Glomeromycota, Glomeromycetes, Diversisporales, Gigasporaceae.
GCAUAUAAGGAUCUUUGGAGUAUUAUUGCUACACAGUAUCCUGAACGUAACUUCCUGAUUACAGGAAGUCCAGGAACUGGUAAAACAUUUUUCAUUGUUUUUUUAUUAUACUUACUCGUUGGAAUGGGUAAAACGGUGGUCUUUCAGAAAAGUCCUGAUAAAGUAACAUGUUACAAAUUUAGUAAUGGGACUGUGGAAUCUGCACCAAUACGAUCCAUGUGCAUCGUUCUUGAUAACCCACAAGUAUAUUAUCUUUUAGACACUAUGGAGCCUCAAUUAACAUGUAAUGCCCGCAAAAUAGUUGUAUCUUCACCGAAUAGAAAGCGAUACAAGGAAUAUGAAAAAGGAAGGUCAGUAGAUACAAGGAUAAUGCCGACGUGGGAUUUGGAAGAAUUGGAGACCCUCCAUCAGAAUAUUCAUCUUAAUACAAAUUUUACUAAGCUGAGAGAACUUUAUGCUUUAUGGGGUGGAAUACCUAGGUAUGUUGUAGAAAAGGUGGAUAUAGAAAGUUUUCAAAAUCUUCUUGAGAUGGCUUUAAAUGCAGCUGACUUCGAUAAAAUAAUUCGAAGUUCACAUUCGCCUCCAAAUGGGUGGCCAACAACCUACUCAAUCGUUUCGAAAAGUUAUGCUUUGACAAAAUCAA